Condylura cristata (star-nosed mole) is the source of this 2532-nucleotide messenger RNA. It is a transcript of the gene FRRS1, whose product is annotated as ferric-chelate reductase 1. NCBI's taxonomy places the organism in Eukaryota, Metazoa, Chordata, Mammalia, Eulipotyphla, Talpidae. Gene Ontology annotation, molecular function: oxidoreductase activity, acting on metal ions. The transcript is spliced from 15 exons. Bases 1 to 1776 code for a protein of 591 amino acids. The record is from RefSeq and is a predicted model, not a curated record.
AUGGCAGUUCCAGGACAUAUCGUUGGUUCCUUCAUACUUCUGUUGCACAUUAGUUCUGUUGCUAAUUAUCCCAAUGGAAAAGUAGCAAAGUCAUGCAAUGGAAUGAUUCCUAUACAUGGUCAUACUCCACACACAGAUCCAGUUCACAACAUUUCAGUGAGUCAGAUGACAUUCAGACCUGGAGAUCAGCUCAAAGUUACUUUGUCAGGGCCCGUAUUUAAAGGCUUUCUCUUGGAAGCCCGUAAUGCUGAGGAUUUGAGUGGCCUUCCUAUUGGCUCCUUCACACUGAUUGACAGUCAAGUGUCACAGCUUCUGACCUGUGAAGAUGUGCAGGGAUCAGCUGUGAGUCACACAAGUUCAUCUAAGAAAACAGAAAUUGAAGUCUUUUGGAAUGCUCCAAGCAGUGCCCCGAAUCACAUACAGUUUCUUGUUACAGUGGUUGAGAAGUAUAAAAGCUACUGGGUGAAGAUUCCUGGUCCUGUAGUUUCACAGCCAAAUGCACUGCCUUUUACCACUCCUGAAGCUGCAACAGCACCUUUGUCAACAUUACUGCCAGUGUCGCAUUUAACCAAAUCAUUCAGUGCUUUGGAUUGUGGUACGAAGAAGUUCUGCAUUAGAAGCCCUUCGAGCUGUGAUCCAGAGAAGGAGCAUGCCUGUGUCUUCCUGUCCUUCACGCCGGAUGAUCAGUCAGUGAUGGUUGAAAUGAGUGGUCCUAGCGAAGGCUAUUUAUCCUUUGCAUUUUCUCACGACCGAUGGAUGGGUGAUGAUGAUGCUUAUGUGUGUAUUCAUGACAAUCAGAUUGUGCACAUAAAACCUUCCCAUUUGAUGGGGCGAAGUCACCCUGUGAUGGACUCUGAGGAUAUUCUUAAGGAUUUGUCUUGGAGGCUGGCGGAUGGUGUUAUGCAAUGUUCUUUCAGAAGAAACAUUACCCUUCCUGGGGUUAAGAAUAGAUUUGAUCUAAACACAAGCUACUACAUAUUUCUAGCAGAUGGUGCCGCUAACGAUGGUAAGAUUUAUAAGCAUUCUCAGCAACCUUUGAUUACAUAUGAAAAAUAUGAUGUGACAGACCAUCCAAAGAACAUAGGAGGAUCCCGUUCUAUGUUUCUUCUAAAGGCUCAUGGUGCCUUAAUGUUUGUGGCAUGGGUGACAACCGCUAGCAUAGGUGUGCUGACUGCCCGCUUCUUCAAACCUGUUUGGUCAAAGAUUUUCUUUGGUAAAGCAGUUUGGUUUCAGGUGCAUCGAGUGCUCAUGCUCACAACUUCUGCCCUCACCUGCAUUGCUUUUGUUCUGCCUUUCAUUUACAGAGGAGGCUGGAGUUGGUGUGCAGGUUACCACCCAUACCUUGGUUGUGUAGUGAUGAUGUUAGCAGUUCUUCAGCCUCUUCUGGCAGCUUUCAGACCACCUUUACAUCACCCAAGAAGGCAAUGGUUUAACUGGACUCACUGGAGUAUUGGAACAGCUGCUAGAAUAAUAGCAGUGGCAGCAAUAUUCCUGGGAAUGGAUUUGUCAGGAUUGAAUCGUUCUGACCCACGGAAAACCUAUGCAAUGAUCGGAUUUGUAGCCUGGCAUGUUGGAACUGAAAUCAUUCUGGAGAUACAUGCUUACCGACUUUCUCGAAAAGUUGAAAUAUUGGAUGACACCAGAAUUCAGAUUCUUCAGUCAUUUUCUGUAGCUGAAGCAGAAGGUCAUGCUUUUAAAAAGGCAGUGUUAGCAAUUUAUGUCUGUGGGAAUGUGACUUUUCUCAUCAUAUUCUUAUCUGCAAUCAGCCAACUAUGAACAAGCAGAGACCUUGACUUUUUGCAGACCAGGUGAUAAGCAAACAAACAAACAAACAAACAAACAAACAAAACUUGAAGCUUGUGCAACUGACUGCUGGAGCAGAUUUGUGAAUUCUAAUUUGGAAAACCUGAUCCUGUCAAUAGAGGAAUUCUGAAGUCUGAUCGUUAGAAAUCAACAUUCAACAGGGUCCUGUGGACCAUAAGCUGAUAGCAAACCUUUAUGUAUAAUCUUGCCUUAUAGUAAAAGCUGUAAUUAAGGGGAAUUGACCCUUAAAUAUUUUCUUUGCUGAGUGAGAUUUUAAGAAUGCUAGCAUUUAAUAAAAUAAACAUUACUAUUUGGAAAACAACAAAAAUGGCAUUAGGACAAAAAGGAGAUUGUAUUAAGAUAAAUGUUCUUUGAACUAUAAAGGUGCUAAAAUUUAAAGAAAAAUUUAUUUUUACUAGUUUAUCUGAAUGGUUUUUCUUAGGACUUAUAGAAAAACUGUGUUGUUCAGCCCAGUUAUUUUUUGCAAGUCUUUUGCUAUAUGUAUUUUGUUACUUUUCUGGUAAAGGUAGCAGUAGGGCUGAAUCUAUUAUAGGUCUCAUUAAUAUUUAAAAAUAUGAAAUUGUCAUUUCUUUCUUAGCAAUGAAAUGCAAGGAUGCAUCUUUGGCUUAAGGACUAUUUUUUAUAUACUCAGCUGCAGUGUUGAAAUGGCAUUUUAAAUGUUGGUUGUUCUCAUUUUAAGAGUUAAAUUCUAGUCUGGGUAUUGUAGAC